This is a messenger RNA of Rhododendron vialii, 4128 nucleotides long. RefSeq lists its product as uncharacterized. The transcript is spliced from 18 exons. The record is from RefSeq and is a predicted model, not a curated record. NCBI's taxonomy places the organism in Eukaryota, Viridiplantae, Streptophyta, Magnoliopsida, Ericales, Ericaceae. Gene Ontology annotation, biological process: glucosylceramide catabolic process; carbohydrate metabolic process. Gene Ontology annotation, molecular function: glucosylceramidase activity; beta-glucosidase activity. Gene Ontology annotation, cellular component: membrane. Bases 912 to 3827 code for a protein of 971 amino acids.
AAAAUUAUUUGUAUGAUCCCAUAUUUUAUCAAAAGUCAGGCGUCACUCGACCAGAGUCUGACAGCAGCUGAUAAUCUCUUGUCCUGCACAAACAAGUAGUACUACUAUUGAACAUAGAGAGAGAAACUGUAGAGAUCUUGUUCAAAAAAAUUACCGUAAACAGCAGAGAUCGUACAUACUUAUACGGAGCCUGUAGAGAGAGAGAGAGAGAGAGAGAGAGAGAGAAUCGUACAUACACCAUACUCAUACGGAGCCGAGAGAGAGAGAGAGAGAGAGAGGUGUUCCCUUCCCCGUAAAGUUGUGAAAUCUCACGAACACCUGGCGAUCACUGUGUCCGAUUCUGCAUCGAAAAUAGUUCCGAACCUAAUCACCAAAAUUCCCUACUUUUUAUUUUUUUUAUCUGUUGUUUUCCCUUAACCUUGUAAACCGAUCCGUUGAGUCCGCACAGAAUUUGUUCUUGUCGAGUAUCAACUCAGCUCGUGCUGUAAUUCACCCGAUUUCCGCCCCUUCAAACCCCAGGUGUUCAAUUUCAAAGAUACUCCUUGAAGUUUGUCCAAAGGUUCGGAGGAUUACUUUGAAGGAUCGUCACAGACUAAUUAUCAGAUUUAUAGACAGAGAGAGGGGAUUUAGGAAGAAAGAAGCUUUAAAGCUUCGUUUUCCAGAGAAUUAAAGCCAAAGUUUGGGGUUUGAAGUGAUAUCUAACCGUUUGAUUAAAGCUGAAGGCACUUCCGAGUGAUCUAAUCAUACGUGUGUGUGUUUGUGCGUUCGUCGUACAACACAUACGCACACGAAUUUUUGUGAAGAGGUUUGGCGGUGACAAAGGAAUUUUGAUUGCUUAUGAUUGAGUUUGGCUUCUACGGAUAUUGAUGCAAUUUUGACUAGUCGAGUAGAGAUAUAUACCAUUAGUCGACAUGGUUGGUGCAAAUAUAUUCCACUGUAGGAAGCAAUCAUGGCCUCCGGAGGAAUAUAUCAGUCGAGCUACUUUGCAGUUGCUUGAUUUUGAUAGUGCUGCCCCACCAGAACAUGCUUGGAGAAGGAGGUUAAACAGCCAUGCUACAAUUCUGAAAGAGUUUAGUGUUACAUUUAUGGAAGCUAUUAAAUUGAUGCGGCUUGGUAUUCGCAUGUGGUCCUAUAUAAGGGAAGAGGCUUCCCAGGGAAGGACAGCACCUAUUAAUCCUUUCAAGCGAGAAAGUUGCAAGCCAUCAGCAACUCAAGGGGUCCCGCUUGGAGGGAUGGGGAGUGGCAGCAUAUCAAGAGGUUUUAGAGGAGAGUUCAGGCAUUGGCAAAUUAUUCCUAGUACAUGUGAGGCUUCUCCUGUCAUGGCCAAUCAGUUCUCUAUUUUUAUAUCUCGAGACGAAGGAAAUAAAAAAUAUGCGUCAGUUUUAGCUCCAGGUCAACACGAAGGCAUAGGAAAAUCAGAUGACCAGGGUAUAUCAUCAUGGGGAUGGAAUUUGAGUGGGCAGCAUUCGACAUAUCAUGCUUUAUUUCCCAGGGCAUGGACCAUAUAUGAUGGUGAACCAGACCCAGAGCUAAAAGUAUCCUGUCGUCAAAUAUCACCUUUUAUACCUCAUAAUUACCGAGAUAGCAGUCUUCCCACUGCUGUUUUUGUCUACACGUUGGUGAAUACUGGAAAGGAAAGGGCAAAAGUUAGCCUUCUUUUUACAUGGGCGAACUCAAUUGGAGGAAUCUCACACCUGUCUGGAGAUCACGUGAAUGAACCAUUCAUCGGCGAAGAUGGAGUCUCUGGUGUUCUUCUACAUCACAAGACUGCAAAAGAGAACCCUCCUGUUACUUUUGCCAUUGCUGCAUGUGAAACUCAGAACGUAAAUGUGACUGUUUUGCCCUGCUUUGGGCUCUCUGAAGGAAGCUGCAUUACUGCAAAAGACAUGUGGGGGAAAAUGGUGCAGGAUGGGCACUUCGAUCGGGAGAACUUUGAUAGUGGACCGAGCAUGCCUUCGUCACCUGGUGAUACUCAUUGUGCUGCGGUUUCUGCUUCCACAUGGGUUGAACCUCAUGGAAAAUGCACUGUCGCAUUUGCUGUUGCAUGGUCAUCCCCAAAAAUAAAAUUUAUGAAGGGAAAAUCAUAUCACAGGAGGUAUACGAAAUUCUAUGGCACUUCUGAAAGAGCAGCUUUAGAUCUGGCACAUGAUGCUUUGACGAAUUAUAAGCGCUGGGAAGAGGAAAUUGAGAAAUGGCAAGCUCCUGUCCUCAGAGAUGACAGGCUACCGGAAUGGUACAAAUUCACGCUGUUUAAUGAACUGUACUUUCUGGUUGCUGGUGGGACAGUGUGGACAGACACUGCCUUGCCAGCUGCUAAUAGAGGAAGUAAUCAGCAUGAAUCAACUCCAGUAGUUAAAGCACCUGAAGCAAAGGUGGACCGGAAACAAGGUGUAACCAUUGAGCAGUCUAUGGUUAAUCAUUAUGAUAGCACUGCAGGAAGUAGUUUAAAUGGUACGGAUAAAACAACUCUUAUGAGAUACGGUGAAAAUGAGUUUAUGAUUCUACAGAGAAGAGGCAACAAGUAUUCUGGACAUGAUAUGUUGGGUACACACGAUGAUAGCGAUGAUGUGGGUGGGUUCUUGUACUUGGAAGGUGUAGAAUACAUCAUGUGGUGUACGUAUGAUGUGCACUUCUAUGCAUCUUAUGCCCUCCUUAUGUUAUUUCCCAAAAUCGAACUCAGUAUUCAGCGAGACUUUGCAAAAGCUGUUUUGUGCGAGGACAGAAGAAAAAUGAAGUUUUUGGCAGAGGGAAAUUGUGGAAUUCGCAAGGUCAGAGGAGCCAUUCCUCAUGAUUUGGGAACUCACGAUCCGUGGCAUGAAAUGAAUGCAUAUAAUAUACACGAUACAAGUACAUGGAAAGAUUUGAACCCCAAAUUUGUGCUUCAGGUGUACAGGGAUUUUGCUGCAACUGGGGAUUUGUCAUUUGGAGCUGAGGUGUGGCCUUCUGUUUGUGCUGCUAUUGAGUACAUGGAUCGAUUUGAUAGGGACAAUGACUGUCUUAUUGAGAAUGAUGGAUUUCCAGAUCAAACGUAUGAUACUUGGACAGUUCACGGUGUGAGUGCUUACUGUGGCGGUUUGUGGCUUGCUGCACUUCAAGCUGCCGCUGCAAUGGCCCUUCAUCUUGGUGACAGGGCCUUUGCUGAAAGGUGCAAAGGCAAAUUUGUAAAUGCUAAAUCAGUGUUUGAAGCCAAACUGUGGAACGGUUCUUAUUUUAACUAUGACAGUGGCUCAAGCAGUAACAGUAAAUCCAUCCAAACUGAUCAACUGGCUGGGCAAUGGUACACAGCAUCCUCAGGCUUGCCCAAUCUGUUUGAUGAUUCCAAGAUUGAAAGUUCUUUAAGGAAGAUCUAUGACUUUAAUGUAAUGAAAGUAAGAGGAGGUAGGAUGGGUGCUGUGAACGGCAUGCAUCCCAACGGGAAGGUGGAUGAAACUUGCAUGCAGUCGCGUGAGAUAUGGACUGGAGUCACCUAUGCUGCUGCGGCCACAAUGAUCCUUGCUGGGAUGGAGGAAGAGGCGUUCACUACAGCUGAGGGUAUAUUCAUUGCAGGCUGGUCAGAAGAAGGAUUUGGAUACUCAUUCCAAACUCCGGAGGCAUGGACUAUGGACGGGCAUUUCCGUUCGCUUAUAUAUAUGAGGCCACUCUCAAUUUGGGGCAUGCAAUGGGCAUUGUCAUUGCCGAAGGCUAUUCUUGAGGCCCCCAAGGUCAACAUAAUGGACAGAAUCCAUUUAUCUCACAGUGCGAAAUAUUUUCACAACGAGACCGGUGUCAAAAAGAUUGCAAAGAAAGUGAAAUGCUUGGGUGAUUCCGUCUUCCACUGCACAUGCUGACUCUUAUAUCAUAUGUAGGGUUUACUCUUGUAGGAAAAUAAAUAUUUAAUUGAAUCUUUUAUUUCCAAUUUUCUCCUCCAGUGACCCCCUUGUAGAAAAAUCCGUAGGGAGGUCUGUGGAAAAUUGUCCCUUUACAAAUGGACAGAAUAAAAGUUUCUUUAACGUUGUUGUAAUCUUUUUUUUUUUUACUUAGUUGUAAUCUUUGGAUACAUCACACUCUUAUCUUUUUCGAUCAUCUUGGAUACGUGACACACGAUAGGGGUCUCUUGCUAUUUUGGAAGAAAUAGGUCACAUUGGCUUA